GGCCGGAGCGGCUUGGGAUGCGAGGUGGGCGGGGGCGGGCUGAAAGUUGGACAAGCAGGAAGUGAACCGACGGCCGCCCGGGAGGAAACCGACUUAGGCGAGUUCUGCUGCCGCCAGGCCCCAGCCGCUCGGAGACAUGGAGGAGGCCAGUGGCGGUGGAGGGGAUGACCGCGUGCGGAACCUGCAGAGUGAAGUGGAGGGAGUCAAGAAUAUUAUGACCCAGAAUGUGGAGCGGAUCCUGGCCCGGGGAGAAAACUUGGACCAUCUCCGCAACAAGACAGAGGAUCUGGAAGCCACAUCCGAGCACUUCAAGACCACGUCCCAGAAGGUGGCUCGGAAGUUCUGGUGGAAGAACGUGAAGAUGAUCGUCAUCAUCUGCGUGAUCGUUUUUAUCAUCAUCCUCUUCAUCGUGCUCUUUGCCACCAACGUCAUCCCUUAAAGUAACUUCUUAGGGAACCCCUUCCACCCUGCCCUCCUCUUCAGGGCAACCUUCCAUAGUGGGUGCCGAGAGGGGCCCUCUCUCCCAUGCUCCUCCACAAAGAAUGCUGCUCGAGCCUCCCGCCUCUCACUCUGAGACCCCCGCGCUGUCUGCCCCCGCAAGUACCUUGGUCCCUGGAAGGAGAGAGCCAGACUGUGGCUGUGUCUCAGGGGGCCUCAGAGGUGGUUGGAGAGACAGACCCAGAGGGCCCAGCAUGUGGCUGGGAAGCUGAUGGAACUGACGGUGGCCAGUGGGCAAUAAAGACCUUUCUGUAUCCCUA
Phacochoerus africanus (Common warthog) is the source of this 758-nucleotide messenger RNA. It is a transcript of the gene VAMP8, whose product is annotated as vesicle associated membrane protein 8. The transcript is spliced from 3 exons. Gene Ontology annotation, molecular function: syntaxin binding; SNAP receptor activity. Gene Ontology annotation, biological process: vesicle-mediated transport; vesicle fusion; SNARE complex assembly. The record is from RefSeq and is a predicted model, not a curated record. Bases 137 to 439 code for a protein of 100 amino acids. Gene Ontology annotation, cellular component: SNARE complex; plasma membrane. NCBI's taxonomy places the organism in Eukaryota, Metazoa, Chordata, Mammalia, Artiodactyla, Suidae.